This is a messenger RNA of Phragmites australis (common reed), 930 nucleotides long. RefSeq lists its product as uncharacterized. NCBI's taxonomy places the organism in Eukaryota, Viridiplantae, Streptophyta, Magnoliopsida, Poales, Poaceae. Bases 205 to 696 code for a protein of 163 amino acids. The record is from RefSeq and is a predicted model, not a curated record. Gene Ontology annotation, biological process: intracellular protein transport; endoplasmic reticulum to Golgi vesicle-mediated transport. Gene Ontology annotation, cellular component: endoplasmic reticulum; endoplasmic reticulum membrane. The transcript is spliced from 3 exons.
ACACGACGUCCUUGACCAUCCAUCCAACGGCAUCCUUCUCCCCUCUCUGCCGUUCCAGAUUCCAAAAACCCACCACGAGGCAAGGCACCGCUCUCGCGACAGGCGUCAAAACAGGAGCGCCUCCACCCAAACUCCCCAGUCCCCUACCUCCGCCUCCAUCUCCGCGCGGCGCUCGCAACCGCAUCCCCUCGACGGCGCGGCGCGAUGAUCCAGCUGCUGUUCACGGUGCUCGCAGCGGAGGCCGGCGUGGCGGCGGCGCUUCUCUUCAAGACGCCGAUGCGGAAGCUGGCCGUGCUCGCGCUCGACCGCCUCAAGCAGGGGCGCGGGCCCGUCAUGGUGCGCACGGUGGCGGCAACCGUCCUCGUCGUGCUCGCAUCCAGCGUCAACAGCAUGGCCAAGAUCCGCGGCCGCACCGCGGGGGAGCUCGACGGGGCCGCCGGGGGGCUCACCCCUACAGACCAGGUCCUCCUCGCCCGGCACCUCCUCGAGGCCUCACUCAUGGGGUACUCCUUAUUCCUAGCUCUAGUCAUUGACCGGCUUCACAACUACAUCAAAGAAAUACGAGGGUUAAAGAAGAGCUUUGAGGUUAUCUCGAAGCAGAAUAUGGCGAUGUUAGAGGAAAACAAGCAUCUCCAUGAUCAGCUGCAGCCAGCAAGCCUCACGCAGUCACCUUCUGAUGCCAAGAAGGAUACUUAGUAGUUAAGUAUGAUAUGCACUCAGGAAACUCCUUCCCUCGUGAAGACUGUUGAUAUCUGCAUAGGAUGUUGGUUACUCGAACACUCUGAACCUCUUACCGCUAGGCAUCUGGCCUAGCACUCAAUGGUGUCCAUCUGUAAAUACCUGAUGCUACAGCUGUUCAACUGAAUAUUAAUCAUGUCAUCGUGUGAUUAAAUUUCAGAAUGAUAACAUGGGGAGUUGUUCUUGCCGUGA